Messenger RNA from Protopterus annectens (West African lungfish), 3192 nucleotides. It is a transcript of the gene SUSD2, whose product is annotated as sushi domain containing 2. The coding region runs from base 407 to 2917 and encodes 836 amino acids. Lineage: Eukaryota; Metazoa; Chordata; Ceratodontiformes; Protopteridae. The transcript is spliced from 15 exons. The record is from RefSeq and is a predicted model, not a curated record.
UGUCUGACAAUGGACUUGCACUCAGUCUGGUUGAUUAUUAAUCAGAAGACGUUUUUCAGUCAAGUACUAUUUAUGGUCUCAUGUUACAGCGUCCAAGUGUAGUACAGUAACAGGACAGUCGCCAGAUGCAUUUUCUUUCCUGCGUUACAAAACCACACAGCUGGAACAGGCGUUCACCUUAGCCAAACGGUUUCUGCACGUCGUUAACUGUACAAGUUCACAACAGGGCUCAGUGCACUAGCGCUCAGCACCCACUGACGCCAACCACGAGCACCACUGCAGAAGGCCCACCGCAUGCAACAGCUGAAUGAGCGGAGCAAUAGCAUUCGCGUGAGACUGGCACAGAGCCAUUCCACUUCCAGCAGCAGCUCUUAGCGGUGCCGUGCCAGCUGCUAAUACUCUGGGGAUGACAAUGGUUGGGAUGUGGAAAACGCCCAUCAAUGACGGAAGCAUUUGCAUUCUCCUCCUCGCCCUCGUGGCCAGCGCCAUACAUUUAACUGGUGCAGAAUCUUUCUGUGCAAAUAAAUGUGGCCAGCAACUAUCUAAUUGUUCCUGCCUUGUGACUUGUGAAUCUCUGAAUAACUGCUGCCCAAAUUAUCGGGACUAUUGUUUGAUGAUCUCACCCCAUUCUGGAACCUUGAUGGGAGGGACUAGCUUCAUGAUAUUAAAUAGAACAUUUGAUCAAAGUUCUCAGGUAGUUUGCAGGUUUAAUUCUGAAAUCAACACAAAGGGAUACAUAGAUGAAAAUGGCUAUGCCCACUGUAUUUCUCCACUGUUAUAUGAGAGUGGACGCAUUCCCUUUCAACUGUCAUUGGAUAAUGGACAAAACUUCUUGCGUUCUGGAACAUGGUUAUCAGUCCAUCACAGCAAAGUAGCAACAUCUUCGAAAAGUACUUUGGUGAAUGCCACAAAAUGGCAGUACUAUGGAACUCCAGGCACAGGAGGAACCUUGAGCUUAACAUGGAUUGCCAAACAACUUCCAGCAAGUUCUGUAAACAUAGAAGUGUGGGGUUACCAUGAAGAAGGUGAGCCCUACACAGAUGAAUGGACUGCUGAAUGGAAGUAUUUGUAUUCCAUUGGAGAGCGGUUGCCAAAUAAUGGAACCUUUACCUUCCUUCCUACCCCUGCAAAUAAACCAUAUUCUGACUGGGAUAUGGGAAUUCUGAGGAUGGUGUCCAGUGGCUCUUCCAGUGGAGAGGAAAACAUCAAUGCUAUAUGGAGCCCUGUGCAUGCUCUUGCAUGGCAUCUUGAAGAACACUUCAGGAAGGACACUGCUAUAUGGGCGUACAACAAGUGCCUUGCUUGGCAUCACAAAGAGGAGAAACUUCCCAAUUUCUUGUCUGAAAUAUUAGACUGCCCUUGUACCUUGGAGCAAUCCAGAGCAGACACUGGAAGGUUUCAUACAGACUACGGAUGUGACAUUGAGAAAGGAAGUGUAUGUACAUACCAUCCUGGAGCAGUGCAUUGUGUUCGAGGCAUUCAGGGCAGCCCACAGUACAAAGCAGGACAGCAGUGCUGCUAUGAUGCCACUGGUGCCCAGGUCCUAACUGCUGAUUCCAUUGGAGGAAGCACACCUGACAGAGGCCAUGACUGGGGAUCUCCUCCUUACCGAAAGCCUCCCAGAGUUCCAGGCUUUUCUCAUUGGGCAUAUGAUGUUAUUACAUUCUACUACUGUUGCCUUUGGUCUGACAACUGCCACUACUACUUUAUGCAUCGACCAUCUAGUGACUGCAGAACUUAUAAACCACCAAAGGCAGGUACUGCAUUUGGUGAUCCACACUUCAUUACAUUUGAUGGUUCAAAGUUCACAUUCAAUGGAAAAGGAGAAUAUACACUGCUAAGAUCCGAGUACUGGUCAUUGACAGUCCAAGGGAGGACACAACAAGUCACAUAUGAAAAUGGGACCGGGGCUCCAGCUACUGGUAUUUCAGCAAUUGCCAUGCAGGAAAAUAGUUCAGAUGUGAUUGAGGUUCGGGCUUUGGGUCAUCUGAACCACCUGCAGGUUCUGCUGAAUCAAGAGGUGAUAAGCUUUGAUGAACAGAGCUGGAUGGACUUGAAAGGAGUCUUUGUCUAUUCAGCCAUCCCUGAGAAUGUUACAGUCAUGUUUCCAUCUGGUGCUGGAAUCGAGGUUCGAGGCCAAGGACGAGUUAUCUCUGUGACCAUACUGUUGCCUGAGGAGUUUGUGAACCGUACUGAAGGAAUUUUAGGGGUAAUGAAUAAUGAUCCAGCAGAUGAUUUUGUAUUCAGAAAUGGGACAGUCCUACCAGUCAAUGCUAAUGCAGAACAACUCUUUGAAUUUGGGGCCAGCUGGGCUAUAGAAAAUGCAACAUCUCUCUUUACCUAUGACAGUGAGUUUUUGUUGACAGACUAUUACCAUGCCUUGAAACAUGACCCUGGCUUCAUUCCUGUAUUUUCUGUAAAAGAGGACCCCAGCGAUCCACUGAAUUCACUUAUGAAGGAAGUCUGUGACUCUGAUCUGUACUGCAUAUUUGAUACUCUGACGGUAAGGAGCAUCCAAGCAGGAAAUGCAACUAAAACUGCACACCAGAGCCAUGAAACAUUAAAUAAGCACCUUCAGCCAGUGGUGUCUUGUGGCUGGCUUGCUCCACCUGCAAAUGGAAAAAAAGAGGGGACAACAUACAUCUUGGGUUCACUUGUGACAUUUAGCUGCAACAAAGGUUAUAUCAUCUUUGGAUCUCCAGAAAGGACAUGCCAACCCGAUGGAAAGUGGUCAGGUGACACUACUCACUGUGUACGAGAUAAUACCCUAGGAAUUGUGUUGGGGAGUGUGUUUGGAAGUAUUGUAUUAAUUGCUGUGAUUACACUGAUCGGUGUAAAAAUCCAUAGAGACAGAAGGAAGAAGAAAGAGGCCACUGAUCGUGUAGAACCUGUAUACAUGAAUAAGAAUUCAGAUUAAAAUAAAGCCAAGCAUAACCUAUGCGAAGAAGGUUGAUUUGUCCUAGUUUAAUUAAAUUUAUUGAGGCAGAUGAAGUGGAAAUGAGAUACAUGCCUUACCUCACAGAUAUUUUCAAACUGAACUGCUUUAUGCCAGAUUGUUUAUGAAAUAAUCUCACUGAUGGAGGUUUUACGUAGUACAAAGUCAGUGAAGUGAAUAUGUUUUGUCGGGCUAACAAUUAUAUAGCACUUUCAUCUUGAUAUAACUAAAUAAAGUGAUACAUAUUUUAGAAAAUU